AUGAAACUCCCACCCCACCUCCUCCUCACCCUCCUCUCCAUCCUCCCAGCCCACGCCCAAAACACAACAUGCUACUUCCUCGACGGUAGCGUCGCAACCGCAGACGUGCCCUGCACCUCCGACGCCACCACCAACUGCUGCAACAAGGCCGACAUCUGCAUGUCCAACGGCCUCUGCUACUUGCAGGGGUCCCACGGCAUGGUGCUCUCCCGGGGAAGCUGUACGGAUAAAUCGUGGGGGGCGCGGUGUUUUGCGCCGUGUUCAAGCACAAAGCGCAACAACGGCUUCCCGGUUGUCAACGUCGGCUUCUCCGGCUCUGAUUCCCAGUACUGCUGUGGUUCUGUGACGGUCAAAGACGGCAAGACGACCUGUUCCUCCGAGGGCGACCCCUUCACGAUCACCAUGGGCACGGCCAUUCCCGGCGUGGCGGCGCUGGCGGUGAAUAACAGCGACUCCGGGUCGGGGUCGGGGUCGGGGUCCUCAGACGACGACACGAAUUCCUCCACCUGCGACGACCAGCGGCUGAAGGAGAAGGCGUUGGAUAACCAUGACGUGGCGAUUGGGGUCGGGGUCGGCGUGCCAUUGGGGCUGAUUGCGGUGGCGGCGGUUGCGUGGG
Messenger RNA from Aspergillus nomiae NRRL 13137, 616 nucleotides. RefSeq lists its product as uncharacterized. The transcript has 2 exons. NCBI's taxonomy places the organism in Eukaryota, Fungi, Ascomycota, Eurotiomycetes, Eurotiales, Aspergillaceae. The annotation marks the transcript as partial. The record is from RefSeq and is a predicted model, not a curated record.